Messenger RNA from Capsicum annuum, 1352 nucleotides. RefSeq names its product elongation factor G, mitochondrial. NCBI's taxonomy places the organism in Eukaryota, Viridiplantae, Streptophyta, Magnoliopsida, Solanales, Solanaceae. The transcript has 3 exons. The record is from RefSeq and is a predicted model, not a curated record. Gene Ontology annotation, molecular function: GTP binding; translation elongation factor activity. Bases 875 to 1120 code for a protein of 81 amino acids.
AAAAAAUUAACCACAAGAUAAUGUAGCAAGAAAUACAACUGCUGUGAGAGUUCCACAAACUAUGUAGCUACUUGCUCUUUCCUUAGAGGAUUUUUUUUUUUAUUGCAAGUGCAUCUGAAGGCAAUUUGAGUAGUAUUGAUUUUUUAAACUCACUCUCCCAGUACUGCAUUAAAUCCUCAAGUUCUUUUGACAGAAUGUUCUUUCACAUGGAAUGGCUCCAUGCCUUCUAAUAGUAGUUGUCCACUGGGGAACUGUUUUCCUUGCCACUCUGCUGUAACAUCUCGGUGCUGCAGGUCUGCUAUCUCGUCUAGCAAGCAUGAAUUUGCAAUAUCAUAUGCGGAUUCUUCAUGAAGGGGAGCCCUGGAGUGUCCGGUAAAGUUGCUGCCAUGUGACCCCAAAAUAGGGCAUUCGUGAUAAUUACCCGAAAUUUCUCUAGUACGGUGCCAAGUCCAUGAGGCAUCAACUAACAUGGAGCUUUUCAUGUGACUGUAAUAAACUGCUUUUGAUGGAAAUUUCCUUAUAAUUCUCCUUGGAUUUUGAUAUACUAACAUUGUAAAAUCAUACUUCCAAUUUUACAUUCAUCACAUUCUUACUCACAGGCUCUGCAUUUUUUUCAACCAUAUGGUAUAACAGCCAAUUAGAGUUUCUUUUUUAUAAAAAACUAUAAGUAUGUUGAUUGAUUCUGAGAGUUUUUGUUUGGGAGAGGGGGGGGGGUUAGCUGAUUAUAUUUUCAUUAUUCAUUUUUAUGACAUUAUCAAUAUUCAUGUUUCCUCAAUGCUUUGUUUUCCACAUGUAUGUUGUACUUCUUGAUCCAGGGGCAGGCAGUAAGUUUCAAUUUGGCAACAUGCUUAUGGACAACCUAUUCCCUUAAACUAUGUCCCUGCCAUUGAAAAGGGUUUCAGGGAGGCUGCCAUUUGGGUUCUGCGAUAUCCGUGUGGUUUUGACGGAUGGUGCUUCACAUGAUGUUGAUUCAAGUGAACUUGCAUUCAAAUUGGCUUCUAUUUAUGCUUUUAGACAGGGGAAAGGUGAAUUUACAAUUGAAUAUAUAGAGCAUGCACCAAUUUCAGGUGAUGUGCAAAAGCAACUGGUUAAAACAUACAAGCCCAGCAAAGAAAGUUGAAAAGAUGGAAGCUCCUGCACUUGCAUCCUGUCUAAUUAUUUUUAUAAAUUUGUCUCCUUGGUGGGGACACUUGUGAAAUCCAAUGCGAAAUCGUUAGGAGAAUGCUGAAUCAAACAGUAACAUUCCAAAAUGUAUACAAAUAAUUGCUUGACAGGAUUACUGAGUGCUGUUUGAGAAGUUUAUACAACACAGUGAAACGUAUAUUUACGAGGAUUCCUCUAUUUUUCUCAAA